Molecule: messenger RNA, 2025 nt
Organism: Heterostelium album PN500
Lineage: Eukaryota; Evosea; Eumycetozoa; Acytosteliales; Acytosteliaceae
Exons: 2
Coding region: 1-2025 (674 amino acids)
Source: RefSeq, a predicted model, not a curated record
AUGGCAAAUGCACCACCAGACCCAUACAUAUUGGGAGAACUUCCUCCUCCUGAUGAAAAUGUAAUUCCUCAAUUAGUAAAGCUACACGAGAUUAGUUGUUUUGAUGAGCACACAGACAAAGAUACUGUUGGUUCAAAAACAGACAAGACCUUUCAAGAUAUUCUAUUAAAUCAUAUUGAAGACCCUUACCUUAAACAUCUAGGCAAAGAGAAAACAAGAAUUGAUCCAAGGUUCAAUGAAAUUAUUAAUCAAUAUAAGGAUUGGUUGAAAGAGGCAGCUAAACGAAUUCUUCCACUACUGACAUUCAAAAAGAAUCUUAGACAUCAUAGAAUCAAUGAAAUAGUUGUUCAAGGCGAUUAUCAACAUUUUCUUAAAACUCCUUAUGGUCCUAAUAAAGAAAUUGUAUAUCAAAUUAUAAUGAAAGAAAUUAGAAAGUUUUAUUAUGAAGCAUUAAUGCCAGCCUAUUUAGAUCAAAAAGAAUAUUGGGCAGAACAAUACCAGAGAUUUCUGGCAUCAGAUCUCAAAGUUUCACGUCCCGAUAGAGCUAAAGGAUCAAAUAUCUGCGCCAUCUCCAGGUACAUAAGCAAUCUUAACCAAAAGUUUGAGAUCUUAAACUUUGAAUUGGCCAAACCAGUAUUUGAGCGUGAAGUGGAAUUCAUUGCAGUCGAUAUGGUGGAGAAUGAUUUUAACAAGCACCUUGUACACCCAGAUAAAUUGGAUCCUAAAUUUAUUGAAGAUAUAGUUGAGAAUUUAGCUAAAGAAUAUUCAUCAGACUUCCAACUAUAUUUACUUCAUACUACGACUGCUAAACCAAUUGCUCAGCUUAUCAUAGAUAGCUACAAGGAUGCGUUCCACAAAAAUCCUACAACUCCAACCGAACUUACAGACCAAUUGAGAAACAACAUGGAAAGUAGUUUCACAUCUGACAUGAUUAGGAUCAUUGGCGAUGAUGUAUUCGCAAAUGCAAUCAGAUUGUUCACUUUUGUCGCUUUGGCAAUGUCAAUCGUCGGUAUUGGACAUGCUUUUCUUUCUGGCGUCGAGCUAGGUACUGGUGAGAUUCUAUCAUUGGUUGGAAAUGCAACAAGAACUGUCAUAACCAUUGUUAGAAACUUAAUGGAUGCCGUUACUGUCAUAGACAACUUUGUCAAACAAGCUAUAAAUGGUUUAUUCAGUUUAUUAGGUACAUUAGGAGAUUUUAUCAGACUACACAUACUUAUUUUUUCGCUUGCUGGUACUGUCUUUCUUGCUUUUCUUGCUCUCAUUCCGACCAUUAUGCAAAUGAUUAGCGAUUGUAAGCAUAAAAACUACCCAAGGUUGGCUUUCAAUCUGGUCAUAACAACUACAGUAAUCGCAUCCUUUGUUCUUAUGACCUUCUUUAGCUUUGUUGUAUUAAUAUCCACUCCUUUGGUAUUCAUUUUGGCGUUAAUCAAAAACUGGGUUUUCCCUCAACCACUUGAUGCACUCUAUGACCAGAUGCCAAGACACCAAAAAGACCUCAUUGUCUUUUCUCGACUAAAGAUUGCUAAACCAGAUAGAGAUAAAACAAGAAAGUUAAUCUUUACCCAAGGAAAACAAACUACAGAGAGUAACGAUAGUUUUGUGCUUGUCAAGGUGUUCCGUCAUGGUUACUAUUUGAAGCGUGCCAAUGUAAAUAAUCCGAAUCACAAUGAAUAUUUGAAACCUAACCCAGAUCCACAACGUAUGACUAAGAAGUUAUGGUGGGUCACUGAGACCGAUUGGACUUAUUCUGACCAACCACAUCUAUUCUAUUUGCAUGCCGUUGAUCAAUCGAAAAUGAUCAACUCUGAAUUGGACGGCUCAAAUCACAAAUUUAAUUUAAUGACAAUAACCGACAAGGGACAAAGAAUGUUCCUUGGAAUCAAUAGACAAACUGGUGAUUUCAGGUUCUUUAACAAGCCAACUGAAGUCAAGAUUUCAGAUCCACAACCACAUCGACAACUACAACAAGAACAACAAGAACAACAACUACCACAACCAAUGGUAAACAAUGUUCGACAAGAAUAA